Molecule: messenger RNA, 4033 nt
Organism: Hyla sarda
Lineage: Eukaryota; Metazoa; Chordata; Amphibia; Anura; Hylidae
Gene: TTF2
Product: transcription termination factor 2
Molecular function (GO): zinc ion binding; ATP binding; ATP-dependent chromatin remodeler activity
Source: RefSeq, a predicted model, not a curated record
GUUGUAUUAUCGCUGUAUAAAGAGUGAUGGCAAGAAGUUCUGCGGCAGUGUCCCCUGGAAGGAGGAAUCUAAGUGUAAAGUGAUGCCAAGAUGUGACCUUCCCGUAGAGAAGAUGGAGAAACCUCAGAGAAAUCCCUUCAAAGUGAUCGAGGGUCCCAGACCGGCCGCCUGGAGACAGGCCAUGGAGGAACGGAAGCGGAGCUCUGAAGAGAGCGGUGAGGAAAAAACUGAUGGGAUCCAGAAGAGCAGUGAGGAGAAAACCGAUGGGAUCCAGAGGAAUAGCGGUGAGGAGGAAACCAAUGGGAUCCAGAGGAAUAGUGGUGAGAAGAAAACCGAUGGGAUCCAGAAGAAGAGCGGUGAGGAGAAAACCGAUGGGAUCCAGAAGAAGAGCGGUGAGGAGAAAACCGAUGGGAUCCAGAGGAAGAGCGGUGAGGAGAAAUCUAAUGGGAACCAGAAGAGCAGUGAGGAGAAAAACGAUGGGAUGCAGAGGAAGAGUAAUGAGAAGACUGAUUGUAUCCAAAAGAAGAUGAUUGAGGAGAAAACUGGGAACCAGAGGAAGAGCGGUGAGGAGAAAACUGAUGGGGUCCAGAAGAAGAGGAUUGAGGAGGCACUGAAUCAAGACAGAGGGAAGAACCGCAGUGAUGACAGAACAAGAGGUGUGGAGGACAAGUCUUCCAAUCAGGAGCUGAAGAGCAGCAAGGAGGUGAGGCCCCAGAACAAGCUGAUCAUUGAGGCUGAUAACCGUGAGAAGACCGGGAGGACGUCUGAGGGCAGAGCGGCCAUUGUGGAGAAUACGGGGAGGACAUCUGAGGGCAGAGCGGCCAUUGUGGAGAAUACGGGGAGGACAUCUGAGGGCAGAGCGGCCAUUGUGGAGAAUACGGGGAGGACAUCUGAGGGCAGAGCGGCCAUUGUGGAGAAGACAGGGAGGACGUCUGAGGGCAGAGUGGCUAUUGUGGAGAAGACAUUUGGAGGACAGAUUGCAGUCAGGGACUGUGAGGAACCAGCUUCAUUCUCUGGGUGGAGGGACAAGGAGCUUCCGGCUGGGCUUAAGAUCAAGAAGAAGCUUCCAGAAGAGAUGGUUCAGAAGGCCAGAGAGGCCUCCCCAGCAGUCCCUGAAUCCUCAGUGGCCCCCAGCAUCAAACGUUCAGGGCCCGAUCAGAAACCAGUGGAGGACAAUGACGACGUUGUGUUUGUGAGCUCUCAGCCUGGAAAGGAUAAAGUGUCAGCGCUGAGGACAUCGGGAGGAGGUAAACAGAGAACAAUCACCUCCUUCCCAGGAUUCACCCCACCUGCAGAGGCUCAGGGUUCAGUCGCGCUGCACGCCUCUCUCUCAGCACAGCUACAACAGAAGAAGGCCACUCUAGCGUCUGUGAACCUGAAGGUGCUGCCUGAUGGAGGAGAACGGCUCCGGAAACAAGUACAGGACCUGGAAGAUGCUCUCGGGUGUCUGUCUCUUUCUACUGAGGCCGUGACCCAAAGUGUUAAGGAUCAAGACCCUGGAGGAAAGGUCCAGCCUGAACCAAGAAACCCUUCCAGCAGAACCGGCCCACCAGAGGGAAGAGGGGGGGUGAAGCCUUUGUCUUUUCAUGAGCUUCCUCCACAAAGCAGCCUGGGCCUUCAAGGAUCAACCCCGAGCCUCAGCCAGAACUACAGCAGCCUGUACUCCGUGACCCCUCAGUGGCAGAGUCUCUAUGGCGGGCGGAUGACCGAAGAAAGACUCUUUGCUGUCAGAAAUGCCACCAGCGAUGCCAUCGAUCACCUGCACAAGAGCCUGGACUCCUGCCCGGGCCCCGAGAGCACAGCGGACGACCCCCGAGGACUGAAGGUCCCGCUGCUGCUGCACCAGAAACAAGCUCUUGCCUGGCUUCAGUGGAGGGAGGCUCAGCUGCCGCAGGGAGGCAUUCUAGCGGAUGACAUGGGGCUGGGGAAGACUCUUACCAUGAUCGCCCUCAUACUGGCCCAGAAGCAGCGGCAGAAGUCAGAGAAGGAGGAAGAGAAGAAGCUGGAGUCUUGGAUCUCUAAGACUGACUCCACCCUGAUGGUCUCUCGUGGGACCCUCAUAAUCUGUCCGGCCUCGCUCAUUCAUCAUUGGAAAAAGGAAGUGGAGAGGAGAGUCUGUGAUGGGCGAUUGCGGGUUUAUCUGUAUCAUGGCGCCAACAGGGAGAAGGACUGUAAGAUGCUGGCGCAAUACGACAUUGUGGUCACCACCUACAGCCUGGUGUCCAAGGAGAUUCCUGCCAAGAAGGAGGAAGGGGAUGCACCGGCCCAAGACCAAGACCUGGAGGAGCGGGCAGCCUCUUCUCCUUUGCUGCGCCUGGCCUGGGCCCGCAUUAUUCUUGAUGAGGCUCACAACAUCAAGAACCCCAAGGUGCAGACGUCCAUUGCUGUGUGUAAGCUGAGAGCCGGGGCCCGCUGGGCAGUGACCGGGACCCCCAUCCAAAACAACCUGCUGGAUCUAUACUCCCUGCUGCGGUUUCUCCGCUGUUCCCCAUUUGAUGAGUAUAAGCUGUGGAAGAGUCAGGUGGACAAUGGCAGCAGGAAAGGGGGAGAGCGUCUGACCAUCCUGACCAAGAGCCUUCUGCUGCGGAGGACCAAGGAUCAGAUGGACCACACUGGGCGACCCCUGGUCGAGCUUCCUCAGAGGCGGAGUGAACUCCAUCAGCUGACUCUCUCCGCUCAGGAGCAGGCCGUGUAUGACGUGAUAUUCGCCCGCUCCAGGUCUACGCUGCAGAAUUACCUGAAGAGACACGAGGGGGGAUUGGCGGGAUCACACGCGGCCUCCGGAGGGGCAGAUAAUCCCUUUGACAGAGUUGCGCGGGAAUUUGGCCCUAGUCAGGGUGACAUUUCGGCCCCUCCAGCCUCUCAUGGAUCCAGUACCGUCCACAUCUUGUCACUUUUGCUCCGCCUGCGCCAGUGCUGCGGCCAUUUAUCCCUACUGAAGACGACUCUGGACCAGCUUGAACUGAAGAAUGAGGGGCUGAGCCUGACCCUGGAGGAGCAACUCAACGCCCUGACCCUGUGUGACCUGCAGAGCCCGGACCCCAAAUCCACAGUCUCCCUGAACGGAACCAAUUUCCAAGCUGAACUCUUCCAGAGUGAGAACGGGAGCACCAAGAUUGACGCUCUCAUGUCCCAGCUGAGAACCAUAAGCUUCGGCGCUCUCCCCCAGAAGAGGUUCGUCUGUCAGGGGACGGUGGAGGAGAAGAUCACUCAGCUUCAGGAGAAGAAGAAGGAUUUGGCCAAGAAAGUUCUGACUGGAAACAGCAGCACGGUCACCAAGCUCACGCUGUCUGACCUGCGCCUGCUGUUUGGGGUGUAGUCAACGACCAAAUCUAGUCCACAGUGAGAGUGUGCUCUGUAUAUAUUAUAUGCCCAGUGAGGGCGCGCUCUCUCUAUAUUUAUAUGUACAGCUUCCUCCACAUUACUGAUGGGUCAUACAUCGAGGACAUGCUCUCUAUAGGUUUAUCGGUUAACCACACGAGCCAUAACCAUGAAAUCAGAAAUACCUUUAUAUCUCCACACUAAAAUACUGGUGUAACCAAAAAUUAAAAACUAUGUAAUAUUGGCCGUGACAUCUGAUGAAGCUCUGAGGAGUGAAACAUGUCGGGGGUGGGGGGGCUAUGCAUCAUCACUGUAUUAGCAAUCGCGCUCACAGUCCAUAGACAUAGAAACUGUGCUUUUACAUCAUAAAUCACCGUUUUUGGCUGCAGUCCAAACAUGUGAUAAAAAUGGGCCUGAGACAUGGGUUUUUUAAACUCUCACACAGCCCAGACCUCUGAAGCUCUGAGGAGGGAAACAUGUCAGGGGCUCUAAUGGCCAUUAGCCCAGUGAUGCUAUAUAGCUAUUAGUGACUGGUGACGCUGGAUUUUUUAUUUUUGGUUAUACCGAUACUGAUUCUAAAAGACAAAGUUUUAGUGUGGGAAUAUAAAGAAAGGCAUUAAUGGUCUCUGGUUAGGGAUCCUCUUUGGUUUACAGUUGGAACAUUAUCUGUUUUUCCACUGAGGUGUUUUUUUUUUUUUUUUUUUAUUAUAAU